AUGGCUUACAACUCUACGAAACCUGUUGAAUUUAAAGAAAAUACUGUCAUUGUCAUAUUUGGUGCAUCUGGGGAUUUAGCCAAGAAAAAGACCUUCCCUGCUUUAUUCGGUCUAUUUAGAGAAGGUUACUUAAGUUCUACCACCAAAAUUAUUGGGUACGCAAGAUCUAAACUGACUGAUGCUAAGUUAAGAGCAAACAUUGAGCCUCAUUUGAAUAUUACUAAGGAAUCCUUGGCAAGGAAUCCAAACAUAGUUAAUGAUUUUUUCCAAUUGGUAAAAUAUGUUUCUGGUCCAUAUGAUACAGAGGAAGGCUUCUUACAAUUAAAAGAAGAAAUUGAUACUUUUAAAAUUAAAAGAAAUUUAAACAAUUUGAAUCAAUUGUUUUAUUUGGCUUUACCACCUGAUGUUUUCUUGACUGUGGCUAAAAAUAUUAAGCAUUUGAUUUAUGAUCCACAUGGUAUUAAUAGAAUCAUUGUCGAAAAACCUUUUGGUAAAGAUUUGGAAUCUGCAAGAGAAUUACAAAAAAAUUUGGCUCCUUUAUUCAAUGAAAGAGAGUUAUAUAGAAUAGAUCAUUAUCUGGGUAAAGAGUUGGUUAAAAAUAUCUUACAAUUAAGAUUCUCGAACACUUUCUUAAAUGCUUCUUGGAAUAAAGAAAAUAUUCAAAGUAUUCAAAUUUCUUUCAAAGAACCUUUUGGUACAGAAGGUAGAGGUGGUUAUUUCGAUUCCAUUGGUAUCAUUAGAGAUGUCAUGCAAAACCAUCUUUUACAAAUAUUAACUCUAUUAACCAUGGAAAGACCAAUUUCUUUCGAUCCUGAAGCUGUAAGAGAUGAAAAAGUUAAAAUCUUAAAGGAAUUAGCCACUAUUAAUCAAAAAGAUAUCUUAAUUGGUCAGUAUGGUAAAUCAACCGAUGGUACAGAUAAGCCUUCUUAUUUAGAUGAUGAAACUGUUCCAAAGGGUUCUAAAUGUAUCACUUAUGCUGCUUUAACUUUUAAAAUUAGAAAUGAAAGAUGGGAUGGUGUCCCAAUUAUUAUGAGAGCUGGUAAGGCCUUAAAUGAAGGGAAAGUAGAAAUUAGAAUACAAUAUAAACCUGUUCCUUCAGGAAUCUUCUCAGAUGUAGAAAGAAACGAAUUAGUCAUUAGAGUACAACCAGAUGCAGCAGUUUAUAUGAAAUUCAAUGCCAAGAAGCCAGGUUUGUCAAAUGAUAUGCAAUUGACAGAUUUAGAUUUAACUUACUCAAAUAGAUUCAAAGAUUUCUGGAUCCCUGAAGCUUAUGAAGUUUUAAUUAGAGAUGCUCUAUUGGGUGAUCAUUCUCAUUUCGUAAGAGAUGAUGAAUUAGAUGUAAGUUGGGGGUUAUUCACGCCUUUGUUAGAGUAUUUAGAAGGACCAAAUGCCCCACAACCUGAAAUUUAUCCUUAUGGUUCAAGAGGUCCAGCAGGUUUAAGGGCUUAUUUAGAAAACCAUGAUUUUGUUUUCCAUACAAAGGGUUCUUAUAACUGGCCUGUAACAAGACCAGAUGAUGAAGUAAAGUGUCCUGCUCCAGUACCAACUCCAAUGACAGGAAUUGAUGAAAAUGAUAGCAACUGA
This is a messenger RNA of Henningerozyma blattae CBS 6284, 1584 nucleotides long. RefSeq names its product glucose-6-phosphate dehydrogenase (gene ZWF1). The transcript has a single exon. Gene Ontology annotation, cellular component: cytosol. Lineage: Eukaryota; Fungi; Ascomycota; Saccharomycetes; Saccharomycetales; Saccharomycetaceae. Bases 1 to 1584 code for a protein of 527 amino acids. The record is from RefSeq and is a predicted model, not a curated record. Gene Ontology annotation, molecular function: glucose-6-phosphate dehydrogenase activity; NADP binding. Gene Ontology annotation, biological process: pentose-phosphate shunt, oxidative branch; glucose metabolic process.